AGAGGCGUAGAGGUGCGGCGCAGGCGCAGAGUGACGCGCAUAGUGACGCAGGAGGCGGCAGUAGGGGAGCGGGAAGGUUACAAGUGCACAAAGUGGCGCGCUGAUGGCUGUACACAGGAAACACCUCCAGGAGAUCCCUGCUCCCAGCAGGAACGCGUCCAACCUCAUGUGGUGCUGGGACUCCAACAAGCCUUCAGACCUUUUCUAUGGCAUGGGGGUGACUCCUAUGGAGAAGGAUUUGCAAGACACAGAAAAUACCCCUCAGGACUAUAUAGUAAAGGCCAGUCCCCCACAGAAACGCCCGAGGCCGAAGGAACGGGAUGAAUGCUUUGUCAUUGCACGGCGGCCCCGGGUGGCCAGACCUGCUCAGACAGUCAUCUCCUGGGACACAUUGCCUGAUGAGUUGCUGUUGGGCAUCUUUAACUACUUGCAUCUCAUUGACCUUCUGAGAGCUGCCCGGGUCUGCAAGCGAUGGCACCGACUUCUAACGGAUGAGUCCCUGUGGCACAGCCUGGAUCUUACUGGCAAACACUUGGCGGAUGGAAUCAUAGGAAGAGUAUUGUCUCUGGGCGUGGUUACAUUUCGCUGCCCCAGAUCCUGCAUGGGCGAGCCAAUGUUUACUAAGACUAGACAUUUGCGCCUGCUCCACAUGGACCUUUCUAACAGUACAGUCAGCGUGGGUGCUCUUCAGAGUAUCCUCUCCCGCUGUCACAAACUGCAGAACCUGAGCUUGGAGGGACUGGUAUUGUCCGACGAUAUAACCCGCUCCAUUUCCCAGAAUGAAGAUCUCAUCCGAUUAAACCUUGGCGGCUGCUCAGGGUUCAGUUCAGAAUCACUGAAGGAAAUGCUAACCAACUGUUCCAGGUUGGAUGAACUGAACCUGUCGUGGUGCGACUUUGAGGCAGAGCACGUAAAGAGCGCCGUCAGUCACCUGCCCAGCAGCCUAACGCAGUUAAAUUUCAGUGGCUACCGGCAGAACCUGGAACUCUCUGAUGUGAAGACGCUCGUGGCCCAAUGUCCUGACUUGACAGACUUGGAUUUAAGUGACAGCGUGAUGCUGACCGCCGACUGCUUUGCAGUUUUGCAGCAGCUUCUCCAUCUCCAGCACCUUGGGCUGAGUCGCUGUUACCAGAUCUGCCCGGCUGCUCUGCUGGAGCUUGGAAAGAAGAUCCCUCUAAAGAGCCUCAGUGUAUUUGGCAUCGUGUCAGAAGGCUCCAUGCAGAUCCUGAAGGAAUCCCUCCCACACAUAAAGAUAAACUGCUCCUACUUCAGUACCAUCGGCCGGCCCACUACAGGGAUCCGAAAGAGCCGGGAAAUGUGGGGCAUGAAAUGCAAGCUCACGUUGAACUAUAAAGACUACUUGUGAUGGGGGGGGGAUCUCUGCACUAGGACAAAACCAAGAAACUUGAACUUUUUUUUUUAAUACCCAUCACUUUUUUUAUUCGAUUUUUUUUUUUUUUUUGUCUUUUGGGUAUUUUGUACUGAAGGUGAGAAAAGGAACCUGGGGGAGAACAAGCUGCAUGUUGCCUCCCACUGGUUUGAAUCAGUGUAGAAUACACCUGGCUCCUCUAAAGCCACAGCCGGCUCCUUAUACAUUCCUACAGGAUUCUGAUUUGUUACGGGAUGAAGGAUAGGAAGAUGGUCAAUAUAAACCAAUAAGCUGCCAUUACUGACUGCCAUUGAUAUGGUACUGAUGUGGUUAUGUGACGGGAUAAUGGGAGUCGUAGUUCCACAACAGCGAGUCCUAAAUAAUACCGUUCACUGGACUAGAACUUCUGUGCAACACAGUUAAUGUGUAUAUUUAUGUUGUUCUAUAACGAUCAGUUGUUAAACUCCCAGAAUUCCUCUAGCUGGCCUGUUCUACAUGGGGGCACCUUUAUUCUUGCAUCAAAUGACUUUCCCACCAAUCUGCAGCAAGCGGAAUACAGCAGUGGGACCAGCACCGGUGGUGGGGAUUUGGGUUUGCCAUUUGUGCUCACUUGGUAUCACUGCUAGGUACAACACACAUUAAAUGGGUGCUUUACCUUUAAAUUAACUUUUAGUAUGUUAUAGAAUGUCCAGUUCCUAGCAACUUUGCAAUUGGUCUUUGUUAUAUAUUAUCGUUUCUAAAUUAUUUGCCUUUCUUUUCUGCCUCUUUCUAGCUUUCACACUGACCCCAGCACACACACAAACUCUGGGCCUCUGAGGCUACAAUUUUGUUAUUGUUACUUUUUAUUAAUUUUCUAUUCAGUCCUUCACCUUUUAAUAUUCACUUUUGUAUUCAAAUCAAUGCCUGGUUGCUGGUGUAAACAAGGCCUUAGCAACCAAAUAUCUGCGAAAAUGCCAAACUGGACAGCUGCUGAACCAAAAUCUGAGAAAACCACAAAAAAUGAAGACUAAUUGCAAAUUGUCUCAGAAUAUCAAUGACUACAUCAUAGUAAAAGUUAAUUUGAAGGUGAAUCACCCCUUUAACAAAUUGUUAUAUGAUUUUGUGUGACAUGUGAAUCACUGGGAUUGAAUUUAAGGCGCAAAUCACAGUUGCACCAUGACAGUAUAUGGAUAAUAUUGGCUUUUGGCUGCCCCUCUGCUGUCUGCCUUGCAUAGAGUGAACCGGAUCUAUGGUACAUUCAGUUGGCAGAGAAUCUAAAAUAAACCCACAGCCUAUGUACAAGCAGCGUUAACCCUUUAAGUGCCUCAGACUGUAAAAGCUACAAGUAGCAUUGUAUGGCUGUAGCAUUUGUACUUCCAAAUAUUUCUGCGGCACAGAGAUCUUACCAGCAAGACGUGGCACUCAGAGGGUUAAUUUAAUUAGCUGUUAAAUUCAGUGGCUUAUUCUAUAUAUAGUACCUGCAGGCUGUUCCUACAAAUGGAAAGAUGGGAAACUGCCAACUGAUUUCUUACAAAUAAAUAUGAGCUGUAAUGCUUUUCUAUGAAAAGUUCUAAAUUGAAGGCUAAUUCCUGUUUAACCCUUUACUGUAUAAAUCAUAUGCUUUUUCCAUUCCUUGAUGUUUUCACUGUUUACAAUAUAACUCAGGGGUGGCCAAUAUAUAUCGAUCGCGGUCCAUCCAGUCGAUCCCCCGUGGAUUUCUGGUGGAACAUGAUGAAGCCGGGGAUGCGGAAGUGUUGUUUGAAUGCGUACGUACGCAUUCCCAGGCCACCCCUGGGAUAAAUGAACCUUUAAAAGAAAUAUAGCUAGAAAUGUUGUAUUUUAUAUAAUAACAGUAAUUAAGGCCUUUAAAGUUGUGCAUAGCAGCUCCUAUCUUGGAUCUUGUUAGGCCGUUGUUUAAAGUGUCAGUGACACUGCACAUGCUCAGUGUGCCCUGGGCUGCUGUUGAGUUUAGGAACUGUUGGAAAUCAUUGAGAAGAAAAUGACUGUUAUAGAAGCUGAUGUUACAGGGCUGAUUAUUAACUUCGGAUGCAGAAUGCACUGGUUUCUGAGCUGCCAUGAAAUGUUAAUCUGUAUAACUGUGGGACACCGAGUGCAUGCCUUAGAGGAGUGCAAGCCUUAGAGCGUUUAUGGACCAAAGCUGGGCCUGUCUGUAAUCAUGAAUGGGUUCUAGCACCGUCUCCUGCUCCCCUAAUCAUAAAUAUACAAACCAGUUGUAUUUGAUUCCUUUCUGAUCAACCCUUCUAUCAGGUAUUGUGCCCUUCUUCCCAUUAAAGGGGUGGUUCACAUUUAAGUUAACUUUAGUAUAUUGCAGAAUGGCUGAUUCAAAUCAACUUAUUAAAGGUCUUUAUUAAUUAUAGUUUUUGAAUUAAUUGCUGCCUUCUAACUCUUUCCAGAUUUCAAAGGGAGUCACUGACCCCAGCAGCCAAAAAAAACUAUUGGCUGCUGUGAGACUACAAUUGGAUCAUAAUUGCUUCUUUUUAUUAUUUAUCUUUCUAUGUAGGCCCUCUGCUAUUUAUAUUCCAGUGUCUCAUUCAAACCACUCUCUGGUUGUUAAGGUAAUUAGGACCCUAGCAACCAGAUAGCCACUGAAAUUCCAAACUGGGGAGUUACUGAACAAAAAGUUAAAUAAUAAGAAACACAAGUAGUAAGGAUAAACUGUCCCAGAAUAUCACUCAAAUUAACGCAAAGGUGAACAACCCCUUAAGGAAUAAAAGUGUAAAAGCAAGACUGGCAAGUUCAUUUGUUUGUACCCUGUAACAUGAAUUGUACCACUGUACCAGGCACAGUAUUGUAUAUUUGGGUUUACUCAUUGUUUUAUUAAAUGAAUUUAGUCUUUUACUCAUA
Molecule: messenger RNA, 4213 nt
Organism: Xenopus tropicalis (tropical clawed frog)
Lineage: Eukaryota; Metazoa; Chordata; Amphibia; Anura; Pipidae
Source: RefSeq, a predicted model, not a curated record